Gracilinanus agilis (Agile Gracile Mouse Opossum) is the source of this 3097-nucleotide messenger RNA. It is a transcript of the gene IPP, whose product is annotated as intracisternal A particle-promoted polypeptide. Lineage: Eukaryota; Metazoa; Chordata; Mammalia; Didelphimorphia; Didelphidae. Gene Ontology annotation, molecular function: actin binding. Bases 140 to 1894 code for a protein of 584 amino acids. The record is from RefSeq and is a predicted model, not a curated record. The transcript is spliced from 9 exons.
CAGGCCCGGGCCGGGCCCUGGUAGGUGUCUGUGACCGCCGGGAGAGGGGGGACUAGGCCCGACCCUGACACCGCCCCCCUCCGCUGCUCCGGCCCGCAGCCUCCAAAAUCCAGGAGGGACCACGCCAUCACCUCCAGCCAUGGCUUGUGAGGUUGGGCCAAAGGCAGCCGAUAGCACCUUCUCGUCUGACAGACAUGCCCAGAUCAUCCUGGCCCAGAUUAACGAGAUGCGGAGUGGGCAGGAUUUCUGUGAUGUGCAGCUGCAGGUGGGGGACGCUGAGUUCCGUGUGCACCGGCUGGUACUGGCUGCCAGCAGCCCCUACUUUGCAGCCCUCUUCACCGGGGGGAUGAAGGAAUCCUGCAAAGAUGAGGUGCAGAUCUUGGGCAUUGAAGCGGGGAUUUUCCAGACUCUUCUGGAUUUCAUCUACACAGGUGUGGUGAACAUAGGUGUGAACAAUGUCCAGGAGCUGAUAGUGGCCGCCGACAUGCUCCAGCUGACUGAGGUGGUGGACCUAUGCUGCGAGUUUCUGAAAGGCCAGGUAGAGCCGUCCAACUGCAUUGGUAUCUUCCAGUUCUCAGAACAGAUCGCUUGCCAUGACCUCUUGGAGUUCACAGAGAACUACAUCCACGUGCAUUUCCUGGAAGUGAGUGGUGGGGAAGAAUUUUUGGCACUGACAAAAGAUCAGCUGAUUAAGAUUCUGCGAAGUGAAGAGCUGAGCAUUGAAGAUGAGUACCAGGUGUUCUUGGCCGCCAUGCAAUGGGUUCUGAAGGACCUGAGCAGGAGGAAGAAGCAUGUGGUUGAGGUCCUAGAGCCUGUCAGAUUCCCCCUGCUGCCUCCUCAGAGGCUGGUCAAGUACAUCGAAGGAGUCCCUGACUUCAGUCUCCGAGUGGCCCUGCAGACACUAUUGAAAGAGUAUUGUGAGAUGGGCAAGCCUCCCAAGGAUAACAGGUUCUGCAAUUUUUUGCAGACCUCCAAGGUGCGGCCUCGGAAGAAAGCAAGGAAGUACCUUUAUGCUGUAGGAGGAUACACCCGGCUGCAGGGGGGCCGAUGGAGCGACAGUAGAGCCCUCAGCUGCGUGGAGCGUUUUGACACCUUCAGCCAGUACUGGACCACGGUGUCUUCCCUCCACCAGGCCCGCAGCGGCCUGGGAGUGGCAGUCGUGGGAGGAAUGAUCUAUGCCAUCGGAGGGGAAAAGGAUUCAAUGAUCUUUGACUGCACUGAGCGCUAUGACCCAGUCACAAAGCAGUGGACAACAGUGGCUUCCCUGAACCAGCCUCGCUGUGGCCUUGGGGUGUGCGUGUGUUAUGGGGCUAUCUAUGCUCUAGGUGGAUGGGUUGGAGCAGAGAUAGGGAACUCUAUUGAACGAUUUGAUCCUGAGGAAAACAGCUGGGAAAUUGUGGGCAGCAUGGCCGUACCUCGCUACUACUUUGGCUGCUGUGAGAUCCAAGGUUUAAUCUACGUGGUUGGCGGCAUCAGCAAUGAGGGCAUGGAGCUCUGUUCCGUUGAAGUAUACAACCCAGUUUCCAAGUGUUGGUCCUCUCUGCCUCCAAUGGGGACCAGGAGGGCCUAUCUGGGGGUGGCUGCCCUCAAUGACUGCAUCUAUUCGAUUGGAGGGUGGAAUGAGACCCAGGAUACCCUGCACACUGUAGAAAAAUAUUCCUUUGAGGAGGAGAGGUGGGUUGAAGUUGCAUCUAUGAAAGUUCCCCGAGCUGGUGUGUGUGUGGUGGCGAUAAAUGGCCUUCUCUAUGUUUCUGGAGGCCGGUCUUCCAGCCACGACUUCUUGGCCCCAGUCACCUUGGACUCCGUUGAAGUGUACAACCCUCACUCUGACACAUGGACUGAAAUUGGUAACAUGAUCACUAGUCGAUGUGAAGGGGGUGUGGCUGUGCUGUGAACAGCAUCAGGAGAACCUGGGGUCAUAGAAGAGGAUGCUGGGGCUUGGAGCAGGACUAGGGGAGAGAGAGAGAGAGAGAGAGAGGCCCCAAGAUCAGAACUUUGGAUGCUCCCAAGUGCAGAAAGGGCUGAAGAGCAGGCUGGAGCAGUGCUCCUGGGAGUGGUAUGGGACAGGAUGGCAUCUGUAAUAGGCAGAGCCCACCUUGGCAGUGACUCAUGCAGCUUGCAUUUCCAGACCUAUCUUGCUCAAGGACCCAUGCUGUCCUUUUUUUGGGGCAGGAGCUCCUGGCAGGGAUUCUUCCUGUGUAGUUUAAGUACUCCACUACCCAACAAAAAAUAUACACUGCCAAUUUCACUGGCUCCAGAGAGGGAGGGAAAUCAAGAAAAUGACUGCCCAGCCCCUAUUGCCAGGUAGUAUCUUUCAUUGGCACCAAACCCUCAAUUGGUAGCACAUUUACUGGUAGCAGUCCUGUUGGGAGCUCAUGGAAAAAACAUGACUUGCUCUUUUUCCCUUAGUCCCCCUGCUGAGUGGGCAAGUUCAGAAAUACCCAGGCUCUUGACAUGGUGGCCACACAGGAACCCCACUCUAUUGCCCAGAGAUGAUGCCUCCUUAGCUUUUAGAAAAGGGUGAAGCUUCAGGGCUCCAUUCUGUACCUCCUCCAGCUGUUCCUAUAAGGACUCAUACUCUAUGCCUGCCUAUGAAGCUUCCUUAGAGAGCCCUCAGAAGGGCUACCCAACUUCCUUGGUCCCCUUCCCACCUUGCCUGCUCACUCCCAUUUUUACCUCCAGGCUUUUGGCAGGGAGUGUGAUCAUGGGAUGACAGAGAGGAAGGCUUUAGCCUAGAACUGCUUCUCUGCUACUUGCUUGCCUGUGCUAGCUUCAGCUCCCCAGUUCUCAAGGGCUUGGUAUACCCUGGACCCCUGAGUCAUUGAUAGAGCAGUUUGGCAGCUUUUUAAUUUCCUUACUGUGGCAUUCUAAGCAUUGGCUGCAUUAGGUCCAAAAAGCUUACUUAGUAAACCUUAGCAAAGGCACUUUUGAUGUAGAAAUUCCUGUAAGUCACUAUUUCCUCACCUGGAGAAUGUGACCAUAAUAGCACCUGCCUCACAGGGUUGUGAGGAUCCGACGAAUUAAUCUAUGUGUAAAGUGCACUGCAAAUGCCAGCUUUUCUCUGCUUCUAAUAAACACUGGAAAGAUUUUGCUUGCA